UGGACGAGACUCCCCUGACUCCAGCGCCCUUAACCUUCCUGGCUGCGAGGAGGCGGGACCUGGGGGAGGCGCGCAUGCGCAAAGGAAGGUUCGCCUUCAGGCCGGAACUGUUGUUUCGGACUCGGCGGAGCACCGGGACCCAGGAGUGUGCUCGGCCGGAAGUGGCCGCUGAGGACUUGGGACCAGAAUUGGCGUGCGGGGCCUGCCGCGGCUGUUAACAAGUAAUAGAGAAUCAGGAUGGAGACCGUGGCGACCACGGCGGCGGCGAGGGAACCCGAUGAAGGCUGCACAGAGCCCAGUACUGGGCACUGGGGGGAGCUGAGCUGGACGCCUGUCCCACCCAGACCCCAGGACAAGGUGAAAGCAGCAGAGGGAGCACCAGAGGCCCCGAAUGGUGGCCCCCCUGGGGUUGAGGAUGCGGCAGUGAGUGCCAUGCUGCGUGCCGUGGCCGCCAGCCGCCUGCCCGUGUGCAGCCAGCAGCAGGGCGAGCCUGACCUGACCGAGCAGGAGAAGGUGGCCAUCCUGGGCCAGCUGUACCAUGAGAAGCCGCUGGUGUUCCUGGAGCGCUUCCGCACGAGCCUCCGUGAGGAGCACCUGGCCUGCUUUGGCCACUUGCGCGGUGACCAUCGGGCAGACUUCUACUGUGCCGAGGUGGCCCGGCAGGGCAGCGCCCGACCCCGCACCCUGCGCACCCGCCUGCGUAACCGGCGCUACGCUGCCCUGCGUGAGCUCAUCCAAGGUGGCGAGUACUUCAGUGACGAGCAGAUGCGGUUCCGGGCCCCGCUGCUGUACGAGCAGUACAUUGGGCAGUACCUAACCCAGGAGGAGCUCAGCGCCCGCGCCCCAGCCCACCGGCCUCCUGAGCCCGGCGCCCCCGGCACCGCCUGCCCGCUCUCUGACCUGCUGCUCCAGUCCUGCCAGGAGCGGGAGCUGCAGCAACGGCUGCUCCGACAGCAGGAGGAGGAGGAGGCCUGCCUGGAGGAGGAAGAGGAGGAAGAGGACAGCGAUGAGGAAGACCAGAGCCCUGGCAAAGACUCAGAGGCCUGGGUCCCUGACUCGGAAGAGAGGCUGAUCCUGCGGGAAGAGUUCACCAGCCGGAUGCACCAGCACUUUCUGGACGGCAAGGACGGGGACUUUGACUACAGCACUGUGGAUGACAACCCCGACUUUGACAACCUAGACAUCGUGGCGCGGGAUGAGGAGGAGAGGUACUUCGACGCGGAGGAGCCCGAGGAGGCACCCAGCCCAGAGCUGGAUGGGGACUGACAGCCGCGCCGCCCACCCUGCCCGUGACUUCCUCUAGGGGACAGCAGGGCAGCCGCCCCACACCCCCGGCCUCGCUGGCUCUGGUGCCGUCCCGGCCCAGCCCCUGCCCCCUCUGUGUGCAGGGCUCCCUGCCUUCCCCCACUCUCCUUCCCUGAUCCAGGUCUGUCUCGCUGUCUCUCUCACUCGCUUUUUCUCCAUCCCUCUCCUCUUUCUACACGUCACUGUCUUUUUCCUCUCUGGCCUUCUGUCUCUCCCCUCUGUGUGCCUUGGCCUCUGUUCCCACGACCAGGCUCAGGCUGAACAUCCUCCCCCGAUGGAGGCCAGCGGGGCUCUUUGUAGCUGGAGCCGGCCAGGUCAGUGCCGGAGCGCAGCGCAGGGUCGUGAGCCCCCGGGCUCCGCCUGCUUGUCCAGCUCUGUACUGGUGGGCUCUUGCCUCCUUCAACUUCACCCUGGGCCUCUGGUGCUUCCUGCCCACACACCCCCAUCUAUCAGCCUCCAUGCCGCCUGCCUCGGCCCUCUGCCUCUCAGCCUCUCUCUGUUUUCAGUGUCAUCUCCCCCCAAACCCCAGCCUGGCUGCUGAGGAAGGAGCCUCACCGGGGAGGCUACCAGCUCCCACCUCUCCUUCAGGACCCAGGCUUGGGAGGGGGGUGUGGGGCAGCACUGGGGCCAUGGGCCUGAGAGCUUGGGUGUGGAGGGAGGAGGGUGGGGAGGGGGGCUCUCUCCUUCAGCCCCACCGGCCAGCCCCUCUCUGCCUGGCCACAAUUUUCCCUUCCUUCACUUCCUCCACCUCCUUCUCCCUCUCCUGUUUACACUCCCCAAAUACGCACAGGCUGUUAUCAUGGGUCCUGAGUCAUCCCACACACACAGCCUGCCCCAGCAUCCCUGCCCCCAGCUGGCCACAGGGCCCGCCCCACAGAGCCCCCCGCCGCCCUGGGCUAAUGGGAGCCAGAUGGCCUCUUGGUGACUCAGCCACUUGGCCUGUGGGAACCCAGGCGUCCUGCCUUCCCAUGCCCCCAUACCCGGUUCAUGCUCCCUCAGUAGACACAGACACACACACACAGAAGGGGUCAGCUGUUGGCAGGGGGUACAGGCCACACAGGUCAGAGAGAUAGGGCCUGGGGACCCUUCACUCCUGUGAGCCAGCAUGGUGACACCCUGCAUAGCCAGGCCUGAAGACACUCGAAACCACCUCAGGCAUAUGGCCCGGAGAAAGGGGGAGACCCCCAAGGCCUCCCGGGACCACAGCCCUUGACCCCUGGGCCUCAGCUCUGCCCUCUGGGUCAGCCAGAACUAGAGCCAGACACAGAAAGUGAGAGCUGGCCUAGAGGCCGAGGGACAUUCACACAGAGAGACCAUUAAAAGAGGAAACUUCCGGUCACUGAGCAGUUCUGUCCUAUUCCAGGCCGGAUGGGCCUGAUGCCCCAUGGAAUUCUCCAAACAACCCCAUGAACUAGGGACUCCGCUCCAUUUCAUAAGUGAGGGGAGGGGGCCAGAAGGGGAAUGUUACUUGCUCGAGGCCUCACGGCCACUGACGAAAAGCGAGGUCUAGAACUUCACAAGUCCUAGAGACCAUUCUAGCCUGUGUGUUAGCUGUCAGGGCCACUGGGAGCAGACAGACGCACGGACUUGCUCAGAAAGGUCACGAAGAGACAGCUGUCGAGGGUGAUACCAGCAGCUUACGCUUUGGGGCCCUCCCCACGUGCUCGGCACCAUGCUGCACACGGGCUUGGAAUCAUCUCGAUGGUGUGUAAGUCAGCACCUGGACCAGAACCAUCACGGCAGUCCUACUCCUCACUUCCUGCCAGUAGCAAUGCCCUGGCUCCCAGAGAAGACCCCUGAUUGGCCGGCCAGACUCGCCCUUGGAGAGCCUGAAAGCCAGAGGAUGGAAGACGUUUGUCCCUCGGGUACACACGUGUGUGUGUGUGUGUGUGUGUGUGCACGCGCGCGUGUGCGCCCACAGUCAGAGGACUUCUCUAAGCCAGGGAGCAGCCCCGAGUGAGGUGUGCAGUUUUCAUCAGUCUGUCAUUUGAUCCUUAAUGCUGUUUGUGAUAUACUUUGCCAUACAUAGAUUUGUUACAUAAUAAAGAGUGAUGAGAGACCACA
Molecule: messenger RNA, 3369 nt
Organism: Herpailurus yagouaroundi (jaguarundi)
Lineage: Eukaryota; Metazoa; Chordata; Mammalia; Carnivora; Felidae
Gene: CCDC97
Product: coiled-coil domain containing 97
Exons: 5
Coding region: 238-1266 (342 amino acids)
Source: RefSeq, a predicted model, not a curated record